GUCUUUUCUUUUCACAUGGUAGCUGCCGAGCAGUUUGUUCGGCUUUUUAUUUAUUCCUACGUGAGCAGACCCACUACACUUCUUGCAUAUAAACAGUGAAAAUUACAAUAUGAAGGACUUAUUAUUCCUUCUUUUGGAGUAAUUUUGCUGCUGGUCAAAGCCUGGCUCAUUGUGCAAGGAAGGGGGACCAUCCUCUGCAGGUAAUUCCACUGCUUCAAGGUGCUCCUCGCCUGCUUGCAGAUAUCAGACCCCAGCUCAUCUCAGACCUCAGCCCCUGAGGCCAAGCAAACAUACAUCAUCAUGGAGGCUGCAGACGUAGCUCACCGUGCCCACAUGUGAACUUCGGCCAACACACCACAACAGGGACUCUGCCCACUGAAUCCCCUGUGAUUCCUCAAUCCUGUCCUGGUCAUACCCCACUGGGUUUUGUGAGGCUAUUUAGGAAGAUAAGUUUCCCUCACUGAAGAAAAGAGAGACAGCAUGAAAGAAAACAAUGGCCCCAAAGGAGGAAUUUGUGAUUGACAUAAAUGGGAAUGUUCCCUUGGGAGCAUCAUGUAUCAUCAAACAAGCAAACCUCCAGGUCAUUUAUUUCUCCACCUGUUUACCUGCUAUGGAAAGAAGAUGCAUUUAAGUUUCCUGCAGUUUCACCCUGGAAAUUAAUGCUCUGGGAAACAAAAAGCUGUAUGUUCUAGACGUAGCAGGUUUCUUUUGGAAUUCACUCAUUGGGAGUCUGGCACUACCCCCUAAAUGGUACUUUUGUUGUCUUUUUGUUCAAGACAGCCAGCUUCUUCCAAGAUCAGAACCGCGUGCCAGCCUCCCUUGAUAAACCGCCUACCAGCUCUCUUGGUAGAUCAGAUGUUUAAUAGUUAGCCUAACUCAUUUGUUUUUCCAAGGAGCAAUUAUGACUACAAUGAAUUAAUAUUUUAACUGCAGGGAAAGCAUUACAGAUAGUUCCUACGUAGACUCUAGAGGCUGGGAAUGGCCAACAGGAUUUCCCAUACUAAGAGGAGAGGACCACUCCAUCCUGGCCAGCAGUUCUCUAUGAUUGAAAUACUAUCAUUAGAUACUGCUCCAAAGACCUAAGGGGAGAUGUGCCUAGGAGAAGUGUAUGGUCCUGAUCCUUCCCACUGAGGCUCAAUGGCCCAGCAAAAUAUGAAAGUGAGACCUGUGCUUCUAAAGCGUAACAGUCUAGAAUCAGUGGAGUUUGUGAAACAACCUCACCACCGCAGGAGCAAAUCCCAGCAGGUGAGAUUCAAGGAAGAUGGGACCACUAAGAAUCCAACUGGCCUAGCUGAGGUUGACGUCCAAACUCCAGAAGACCCGGCUGUGAUGGGGAAGACUCAAGCAACCAGGCACCAUCUUCCCCCCACCUACUCGCUCUCCUUCCCCAGGUCCCAGAAGGCAGGGGGCUUUCGCAACAUUGCAAUCCAAACUUCCCCCAGUCUCAGGAAGCAUUUCCCAGUUUUCAAAAGGAAGAGACUCACAGCCAGUAAGUCCCUGGUGGAAAUGCCAACAGCCUCCCAAAGUGCCAUCCAGGUCAACGGUAACCUCUCUGAACAGGACAUUGUGUCUUCUGACCUUGCCUACUUAAGGUUGGCUCAGCAUCUUGAGGAUGGGCCUCGAAGGGUCAAGGUGUCCCAUGCAUUCCUCCCAAGGGUCCCCAAGGUGCAAAGCAAUGGUCCUGUUAGCAUAUGCUUGGAAGCAGGAACUUGGAGGUCCUUAGAGAAAGCCACAGCUGCCAUUCAGGUUCCAGAUGAUAUUUAUCACAGUCCUUCCUGGGAAGCUAGAGAGUCUGCUCUCAGCCCAGACAGGUCAGCUGAAGUAAGUAACUCCAUACACCCUUUGGAUGACACACGUCCAGGUGAUGGGAGAAGGGUGACUCCACUAGAUUCAGAAAAAUCCACCUCCUGCUUAAAUGCCACCAGCGUUGCCAGCCACACACCAGGCACAGAGGAACUUAAACCUGAAUUGCUUUUGCCCAAAGACAACUCAGAUGACAAAGACCUUGGCUCACUGUCAUCUCAGUCAAAGGAAACGUGUGUUCCUUCAUCUCCACGGACUCACAGUUCCCCCUCACAAGGCUCCCACAGCCAGCCAGCCCACCCAGGAAGAGCCUCAGACUGUCCUUCAUCAAGUAACAAUCACCAGAAUCUGGUGUCACUCAAAACUAACAGUGCAUCGAAAUCUGCCCCUGGGUGUCAGGAGCAGACGGCAAACAACCCCACCGAGUCAGACACACUGGAGUUUCCAAAUUGUCCAGGAAGUAAUCAUCUCCCAUCCUCUCUUUCAAGGAGUGAGACCAAACUUCAGAGCAACAGGGAGAUUAGUGACAUUAAUCAAAUUCACCUGGCACGGGGUGAACUCUGCGACCUCCAAGGCCGACUGCAAUCUGUGGAGGAAUCUCUGCACUCGAACCAAGAGAAAAUUAAAGUCCUUUUGAAUGUAAUUCAAGACUUGGAGAAAGCUCGAGCUCUCACUGAAGGGCGCAACUUUUAUCGAACUGGCCAAGAUCUCAACAAUUGCAGUACCUGCCAGAACACGGCGUGCAUCAUAUACAGGUACCUGGCCACAAGCGAGGCCUGCUCUGUAGACCAUAAAGCCAUAGGGUCCGCUGAACACUCUAGCAAACUUUUAAAUGCAAAAAGUCAAGAGAGGCAAAAACAAGUGUAGAGUAUGAUUUUCGGCAGCAGGAAGGCAGGUUCCAUGAAGUUUUGCAGAGUCUGGAGGAAGCAGAGCCAGUUGAGGAGGCAUCGCCCCCACCAAAGUCCCCAGCAGAACCCCCAGCCCCGGAAAAGCAGGACUUAAGGCGGAAAACCAAGAAGGUGAAAAAGAAAUGCUUCUGGUGGAUCUGAGCUGGUUGGGACCAUCCCCCAGCCCCCCAACUCCACGCACUUCCCUGAGAUGGGAAAUCCACUGCACUUAAGGCCUGCCCUGCUUCUUUGCAAAGGCCCUGGGCUGUGAGCCCCUUGGCCUGUGAAACAGAAGAGCCUUGGAGCUGAUGUAGCCGCUGCUGGACACCUGACCACGAUCCUUACCUGAGUGCGUGCGACUGCUUGCUGAGGGCUUCACGGACACUAGAGUGACCGCUUGCCAAGUUCCCUGUCACACUCAGCCAGAACUCAUGCUGAGUUUUAAGACCAGAUUCCCACCACGAGCAAAACCCCACACUACACCUUCCAACACCUCCAAGAUGCCAAGCACUUCCUUCCCAUCCUGGGUUCAUAAACCCAAAAGAAAAAAAUAGUGUUGUGCAGACCCGGAAGGUAGAGGGAGGUUAUAGGUUAUAAGCAGGUACCAUAGAAAAAAAUGAGAUAAACUGGCAGUUUUCUAAGAUAUCAGCAUACAUAAUAAGCACAAGAGAAGUGGGCAGGGCAUAAAAUGCUUAUGCAAGAUCACCCUGGUGUGUUGGGUUGUUUUCCUUUUUAAUUAGCCCCUUGAUCCCAAAUUAAGGCUCUGUCAUCUCAUGGUGCAUGCACCUUUCUGCCUGUGGCAGAGUCAGGCCACCCCAGGGUAUAAACUUGUUGGUGUGGCUGUGCUGGAUAAGUGUAAUUCAAAGAGGAUUUCAGCAGCUGUAGCUGUUCCAGGGCCCACCCUAAACCAUCAUGCUUCUUCUCUGCCUAGGGCCUGAGACCACCUGGCAAAUGGGUGGAAUCUGUUUUUGGUGUGAACUUUAAGACUCCAUAGUUAACUUACCUGCAAUAUUUAAAAUCAUGAGAUCCAGCAACCUGUCCAUCAGUUACAUCUUAUGAGUAACAUAGAUAAGGCUAAGAUAAAACACAACACUGUUUCUCAUCCCUUCAUCCCAGAAACAGCCGUGUAGAUAGGUUCAAACAUAUAUUAAUCGACACAGUCUCCCUUCCUGGUGACCAGACAAUGGUCACCUGAUUGAAAAACUAGCAGGACUAUGGAUGAGGAUAUAGUUUUUUCUAUUUGAGGUUUAAAUAUCUUUCCAUCCCAAAGUCUGAGUUAUUCAAGGUCUGGCUCAUUCUGUUGACAAGACCUACAUACAUGUGGAUCCAGUCAAACUUGCAUGGCUGAACAAACUACUAAAGUAAUAUAAUUAAGUAAUUGCUAUAUACUCUUGUGGAUGAGGGGUAGGAUGGAAAGGCUCAGAUUCCUUCUGGUUGAAUUAAAAUCUCUAUCAGCAUGUGGUUAGAUUGACAUUGCUAGAAAGGGAGCCUGAAACUAAACAUACAUUAAACGAAGAAGGUAUUUUGUAAUUCCCUUGGCUGAAGAUCCAGUGUCUAAGCUAGAAUCUUUGCAGAGCACAGAAUCCUGUGUGUUCGUGGGAUGUACCUACCCCACUGCAAAUUGAGCCUAAUUGAGCAAACCACUCCGAUGGUUUCACCUUCCCCUGUCAUAGUGAUGCAGUGAACAAAGCUAUUUCAGUGAGAAUGAAAGGGAAAUUUGGCAAGGAAUAUCAGCUUGCACUAUUUAAGUCUUGGAAUGUCAUUCAAGAUGUUCUUGUUCUGUUUCUAGUGUAAUGUUUAAGCCCACAGAAUCAGACCGGAAUAUAUAACGUCAUGUUAGAAUUAAGAUAAAUACACUUGUCAUACUUAAGAAGCCACAUUUCAAUAAGAUAUGCUACCACUGGCUAAAAGCCACAGAUUUUUUUUUUCCUGUAUCCAUACGAUCAACUGUCAGUUGGCCCCAGCAAUGGAAAAGAACAGAAUAGAGGAUAAUCCAAUAAAGUGAAAUCAUUUGGGACCUCUUAUGUAAUUUUAUCUUGUAGUAGAGCUUCCAUCUUAAUUUGCUUUGCUUACGCUAAUUUCAUGUGAAUUUAUAUUCUCGGGCAUCAUGCUAGAAUGUAAAUAACCCUGUUCCCAGAAUUAAGAGAUCCAGGCAACCAAGCAGUCUAUACCACUAGCCUUUGGCAAAUGGCUUAAAUUUCCCGGCCUGUUUGUCCAUUCUUGAAUACAGAUAAGAACAUAUGCUUUCCUACUUUAUAAACUCUUAGCACGUUCCACAUUAUGUGAGCUGAGUGACUCAGAGCUGAGCUGGAUUACUGGCCAAAGUUAGCCUGGGAAGAUAAAGAGAUGUUUGAGGUACCUCACACAAAAUUAAUAAGCUGAUGUGGUCAUAGAUAUGUUUCCAGUUGAGGCCCUCACAUGAACCCUUAACUGAAUUAAAUAAAACUGGGACUAGAAAAUGUUGACAUUUUCUGCACUUCCCCAACAAAAAAAAAAGAAAAGAAAAGAAAAGAAAAAAAUAAAUAAAAUGUUGACAUUUCUAGAAAUACAGCCAAACAAGGCUGUACUGAUUCUACACCAAAGCACAACACCGCAUUGCUUGGGCCACUGACCUGAAACUGGGAAGGAGUUCUCUUCUGAAAAAUUGAUAUUUAAAAUCAUUAUGAGGAAAUAGGAUUCCAUAAACAUUUUCCUGAUGAACAAAAAUGGUCGUCUCUAUGUUUAAAACACCACACACACAUAUACCAAAACUGCAUACUCACUUAUUCAUGUGAAAAUCACUGCUUCUUUGUAAAAUAUUACGUAACAUCUACCAUGAUAUUCUACAGAAAUGCUGUACUUGAGGUUAUCUGGUUUGCUGGAGAGAUAUUAACUUAGCAAAAAUUACUUUUAUAAAAUUGAAAGGAAAAAGACCAAUACAUCAACUUAAAUUGCAGGAGUUUAUGUAGCUGCUUUCUCUGUAGUUUAAAAAGCAAUGCAUAAAUGCAUACUCACUAUCCUUGGAACUUAAUACCAGCUCAUCUAUAGAGCACCUUCUUAAAGACGAUGUACUGAUGUAAGGUUUUGUAAAUUUCUAAACUGUUUUAAACGGGAUAUUAUCUUUUGCAAUAAACUUACAUAUUUUUUCUAGGU
This is a messenger RNA of Homo sapiens (human), 5822 nucleotides long. It is a transcript of the gene INSYN2B, whose product is annotated as inhibitory synaptic factor family member 2B. The record is from RefSeq and is a predicted model, not a curated record. The coding region runs from base 1138 to 2670 and encodes 510 amino acids. The transcript has 4 exons. NCBI's taxonomy places the organism in Eukaryota, Metazoa, Chordata, Mammalia, Primates, Hominidae.